AUGAAAGCUCAAAAACUGCCGCUUUACCGUUCUGUCACAGAAGACAAAUCACCUACCGAGAAUCAUUCUCAUUUCACACGCUUUGUAUCAAAGCUGCUAGGUCUUGUCCGUGUCCCAAAACGACCACGAUUAGAGCACAAGUCACAUUCGACAACUUCAAUCACCAAAAGCUCUGUCAUUUCCUUUCAACCCCGCCACUACAAUCAGCCAAGCAACAGUGACGCUUUAAAAGCCCAAAUCUGCUCAGAUCCUACCACCCUUGUUUCCGUAGUCAAUUGUGAUACUUCACUUAUUACUACCCGAACAACAGACGACUCCAGUAGUCUAUCCAGCCAAACUACGGAUAGCAUUCAAAGCACUGGAGACGACGACGACGACGAUAACGAAGAAGAAGAAGAAGAAGAAGAUUUAAAAAGCAUCACAAGCAUUAACACUAGCACUAGUACCAACAUCAGCAUCCCUCGAUCUACUUCCUGUCCUCAAACCCGCCGAAAACCCUUUUCAGCUGCUAUUGGAGCAUUGGUAUCUGCAAGUAAACUACCCACAAAACCACCACCACAACGACUUGUCCACUUUGAUAGCUUUGACAUGCCUCCACCAACUCUUGUUGACAGACGGCCAGAUACUGAGCCAGUAAUGACAAGUGAGAUUGCCGAACAGCUUAGACCUUAUCUUCCUCGACGUUAUCGCCUUGCACCUCAAUGGUCUCUUCUUUAUAGCUUGGAUCAACAUGGUAUCAGUCUCACUACACUCUAUCGUCUGGUCAAAUCAAACAAAGGUCCUUGUAUUAUUACUAUCAAGGAUGCUGAUGAUCAGAUAUUUGGUGCUUUCUUGAACGAGACAUUAACUUGUGGCACUUCUUAUUACGGCACGGGAGAAUGUUUUCUCUGGAAGACUACCAGGCAAGAUUCUACGCAAACUGCACACAUAUCUCCAAAAAUUAAAGUGUUUCCCUGGACCGGAAAGAAUGAGUACAUGAUCUUGUCCGAGAAUGACUUUAUUGCUAUUGGAGGAGGUGACGGUAAAUUUGGAUUAUGGCUUAACGCUGAUCUCGAAAAGGGUCACAGUGAGCAAUGUCCAACAUUUGACAACGAGUGCUUGUCUCCUUCACCAGAGUUUGAGUGUAUUGAAUUAGAAAUUUGGGGAUUCCGUAUUUAA
Messenger RNA from Phycomyces blakesleeanus NRRL 1555(-), 1158 nucleotides. RefSeq lists its product as hypothetical. Gene Ontology annotation, biological process: response to oxidative stress. The record is from RefSeq and is a predicted model, not a curated record. NCBI's taxonomy places the organism in Eukaryota, Fungi, Mucoromycota, Mucoromycetes, Mucorales, Phycomycetaceae. The transcript is spliced from 6 exons. Gene Ontology annotation, cellular component: nucleus. The coding region runs from base 1 to 1158 and encodes 385 amino acids.